Molecule: messenger RNA, 1264 nt
Organism: Girardinichthys multiradiatus
Lineage: Eukaryota; Metazoa; Chordata; Actinopteri; Cyprinodontiformes; Goodeidae
Exons: 4
Coding region: 174-1226 (350 amino acids)
Source: RefSeq, a predicted model, not a curated record
UUUACACUAUAGGAUUCUGGGUUUUUUAAGUUCUGUUAAUUAAUUUAAUAUAACGUUUUAGCUUCUGUGCCACUGCUUUACAACACAUUCGCUUUACAAAACACAGAGAAAAUGUAUGGGAUAUUUACCUCUGGCAACCGAGUGGGCUGUCACCGCUGCGGUCUUUUUAAAAGAUGUCGAGAGUUCCGUUGUUUCAGAAGAAGAGAGUUAUGGAGGGAAGGAGAAGAAAAUACACUCCUCCCGGUUCAGAAUAUGAUAUUCCAACAAGAACAAGGAGAUUCUGGAAAAGGAGCCAAUCCUCUAUUCGGAAGCUGCAAUCGGAAGCCAACUUCAGCUUUGUAGUUACACCCUACCUUGAGCAUCAGCUAAAGAUGUCCUACAUUCUUACACAACAGAAUCUGGAUCAGGAUUCCUCUGACCACAACACUGACAGUGGCUCAGAAGACACACAUGAUGAUGGUGUUGGGAUGACAAAUCUGGAUCAGGAUUCCUUUGACAACAGAUCUGAAAAUGCACAUAAUGGUGAUGACAUUACAAACCUGCAUGCAGACCCUGAAUCUGAUGAACUACCUCCACAUUUGAGCCAAACAACAGAGUCAUCAGUCUUCAGCUUAGAGGACAGUGUUGAUUUUGGUGUGUUUCAACCACUAUGGCAGUCUUAUACUGACUCUGAAUCCUUUGGCAGUGGAGAAGAAUUUCCCAUGGAAGACAGCGCUGACAAGUCUGCAAAUGAACAAUUACAUUUCGGAGUAGUAGGCUUUAAUGAAAGGGUUCCUCCAGUAAAUGAUGAGCCACUGUACACAGGCUCACGACUAACCAACGCUCAGAGUUUUUUACUUAUACUUUCAAAUGCUUUGAGACACUCGCUUACUGGUGUAGCCCUGUCUGAUCUUUUAGAUUUGAUUAAUAUCCACUGCCCAGAAAAUGUUCUAACUUCAAAGCAUCUGUUCUUAAAAGAGCUUAAACCAAUACAAGGUCACCUAGAAUGUCACAUAUACUGUCCCAACUGUGAAUAUUACAUCGGCAACCAAGUCACCGAGGGGCAGUGUUGUGUGUGUAACUCUACAUGGGAUAGAAACAGCUCACUGAAAAAUUUAAAUUUCUUCCUAUACUUACCCAUCCAAACACAACUGGAACAUCUUCUUCAAAGAGAAGAUAUUGCAUGUUGGGUCAAGUCAGGAAACGGCACAUGUACAGGUCCUUCUCAAAAUAUUAGCAUAUUGUGAUAAAGUUCAUUAUUUUCCAUAAUGUCAUGAUAAAAAUU